Messenger RNA from Bombyx mandarina (wild silkworm), 4097 nucleotides. RefSeq lists its product as uncharacterized. The record is from RefSeq and is a predicted model, not a curated record. NCBI's taxonomy places the organism in Eukaryota, Metazoa, Arthropoda, Insecta, Lepidoptera, Bombycidae.
UAUUUAUGGCCGUCGCAGUUCUUGGAAUAUACGAUAUUGCCGGGCGGAAGGUUAUCACGCUUGAGACUAGCACAACAUAAUAAAUUGGCGUCCUCAGAUCAAUCAGAUUCAGUUCAAUUUACGCAGCGUGCGAGCUGCCAGGGUUUGUUUGUGAAUACUUAGCUUUAUCUCAACUCUUAAGUGUUUGGAUAAAUCAAAACCAUGAGACGACUACUUCUGUUUGCCGCACUAUCGGCGUUGGCUUUGGCCAAACCUGAACUUUAUAAAGAAAAAGAAGACUUUCACUAUUCUAGAAGUUCGUCGGACGAAGGUAGCAAGUCUGGAUUUUAUGGUGCGCAAAGAGGAAACAUGGGGGGUAAUUUUGAACGUGCUCACAACAUGGAUUCACUUGCUCAAAGACAUUUGAGCGGCGCGAUCUCACAAGUUGAAGGAGAGUUGGGCGAGGAGGGAUCAAAAACCAGAACGGGUAGCGUGUACACUGCUGCAAAUUCUGCGGGCUUUUAUGGAUCGGGAAAUUAUGAUCUUAGUAACCUAAGGGGACGUAAUUUUCAAGAAGGAACGUACCUAGAUAAUGCGCACUCCUCAUUGUUAUCCAACGCGCAAUAUAGUACGCAAGCGAUAAAUAGAAAUUCUCAUUAUAGCAAUAGUCAAUUCAGUAAUUCGAAUUAUCGAAAUAGUCAUCGUGCAUCUCCAUCUCAGUCACAACAUAUAAGUGACCUACAAGCUUCAGAUGGCUCACAAGGUUAUCAACAAUUUGAUUACGGAGGUCAAGCUGCAGCCGCAGAAAUUUAUUCCAAAAGCAAUGGGCGGGUUGCCUCCGAUCGAUACAGCAAUGAUCAGAAUGCCUACGACCAAUACAACUCGAAUGCACUUGCUAACAAUGAAGCGAUUAUUAACAUUGAUACUAGUGUUCAUAAGCCCAAACAUUUCCAAUCAGCAUACAGCUAUCAUAAGCAAUGGGAAAAACAUGACACAAAACCAUUAAUCAUAUCAGUACCUAAUAGUAAUUAUCCCAAAAAUAAUGAUCUUCCUAUUCCCGAAAAUAGUGAACUUUAUGAAGAUGCAGUAGCCCAAACUUCGAAUCAACAGUUUGAAGAGGCUGGAUUCAAUUCUCAUAAUCAUGCUAGUAGUAUUAACAGUGAUUAUAGUGGCCAAUCUAAAUCAUCUAGGAACUCUCGACUAAGUUCUGCAGCUAAUGGCGACGCAUACAAUCAAUUGCUGGCAGUUAGUGAUAGUAAACCAAAAACCUAUCAUUCUUCGUAUUCGUAUAAAAAGUCAUGGGAGCGUAGGGGUGAUCCUUAUGUAAUACAGCCUAGUGUAAGAUCACAAGUCGAUAGUGAUUACGACGCAACAGCUGCACAAACAUUGACAUCAAAUGCCAACCUUUUAGAUUCACAAAGAUACACGCACAACCAACAUCAGUCACUGAAUGCCAUAAACUGUCAAAUCUGUGAUGAACAUGGCUAUAUCCGUGUUCCACGGUCAUAUAACGUUAAUCAGUAUUUCGAACGAGCACAAAAACAUGACGACCAACAAAUAACACAACAGAUUCAGAACUCUGAUGAUUUACAGCAAGGAAAUAAUCAAUUCGAAACACUGGAAGACCUCGGUCAACAAACUCAAAAUCAGUGGGACAACCUCGAAAAUUUGGGUCAACAAACACAAGAUAGCUGGGGUAAAGCUGAAGACUUAAGUCAGCAAACUCAAAACAAUUUUGAUAAACUUGAAGACUUGGGACAACAAACGCAAAACCAUUGGGGUAAAUUAGAAGAUUUAGGGCAACAAACACAAAAUCAAUGGGACAACCUUGAAAAUUUGGGUCAGCAGACACAAGAUAGCUGGGGAAAAGCAGACGAGUUAAGCCAGCAAACUCAAACCAAUUUUGAUAAAUUGGAAGACUUGGGACAACAAACACAAAACCAUUGGGGUAAAUUAGAAGAUUUAGGGCAACAAACACAAAAUCAAUGGGACAACCUCGAAAAUUUGGGUCAGCAGACACAAGAUAGCUGGGGUAAAGCAGACGAGUUAAGCCAACAAACUCAAACCAAUUUUGAUAAAUUGGAAGACUUGGGACAACAAACACAAAAACAUUGGGGUAAAUUAGAAGAUUUGGGGCAACAAACACAAAAUCAACGGAGAAACCUCGAAAAUUUGGGUCAGCAGACACAAGAUAGCUGGGGUAAAGCUGAAGACUUAAGUCAGCAAACUCAAAACAAUUUUGAUAAAUUUGAAGACUUGGGGCAACAAACACAAAAUCAAUGGGGAAACCUCGAAAAUUUUGGUCAGCAGACACAAGAUAACUGGGAUAAGGCAAAGGACUUAAGCCAGCAAACUCAAAACAAUUUUGAUAAACUUGAAAGCUUUGGACAACAAACACAUCAUCACUGGAACAGUUUUAGCCGAGAACAAAAUCAACAUUCUUGGAAUAAACUGGAGAAUGGAGCAUCGAAUUAUUACCAUCAAACACAAUAUGAUUUACAAUCUACAAAUAAUACAGCAAGAGAUAAAGUAACAGUUGAAACUUUAGGUCAGCCAUACAUUUUACCAAGUAGUAAUUCUCAAAUACCCAAUGAUAAUUCACCUUGGAAUAAAAUUAAUAAUCUAGGCCCAAAUAAAUUCAAUAACCCAAAUCAAUUUACUCAACUACAUGUCAAUGGCAUGGACAGUAACCAUCAGACUUUUACGCAAACGCAAAAUAUUUGGACUGUAGGUUCUAGGGGUUUGAACAAUUAUAACUCAAAUACCAUUCAAGUUUACUCAAACAAUAGACCAAAUCCUCAAACAAAUUAUAGUAUAGCUAAUUCUCAAUUUGACACUAAUGAUAAACAACAUGCAGAAACAACAGAGAUCAACUGGAAUUCAAACAGACAAACUGAGAACAGGGAAGCUAACAAUCAUAUCAGCUGGUUAAACACAAACACAUAUAAUCAUAAAGCCUCACAGCCUGUAUCUGGAAGUGAUUCUGAACACACAAAUGGCUUAUUCAAUUUAUGGAAUAAAGUAGAAAUAAUAGAAAAACAGUCAGGUGUUCCUAAAAAAGAUAAAGAUGACAGUGAAAAGGUUCAUGAAGACCUUUUUACGAACUUAAAUCAAAACCAAGGCUCAACUACUGAGAAUACACAAAACCAUAAUUUAAAUUUCUUUAUAGAAAAAGAACGACAAUUUACACCAUCACAUUUAAAACCUGAUGAGCCUAAUUCACAAACAGUAAACGGUACAAUUUCAAACACAACCAAAAAACCAGUGAAAAACUAUAUAAGUGUGCCUGAAACAGAAAAAUCUGAUGUAGGUCGAGGUGACAUAGGACCUGAAGAUACUGUAAUAACAGCUUCAGAAAUCCCAAAUAAUGGUAAUAAUGAACCUGAAGCUAUUAUUACUUCCACUUUAAAGUCAACAAUAAAUGUGACCAACAAAAAAUUAGAUCAUCAAAAAGAGUCAGAUCUGAAGGUUACAAAUCUGUUUAUUGGUGAAAACCAAAAACACAAAAUAGAUAACUCUGAUCAAGAACAAACUAAUACUUUUGAGCAACAAAAUGUGGAUAAUCAAUUUGAAAUUCAGGAUAAUACAGAAUUUAAUCAAAACACAUUCAGUCAAUUUCCAGAUUUUAGUAUCCAGCAAAGUCAAUUAGAACAUAAUUUUGAACAGCUUGAGGACUUUGGUCAACAAAAUAACAACUACCAUCAGGAAAUUAGUAGCUUUGACCAGCAAAAUACAGAUUCACAAUUGGAUAUUGGUCAUGAAGAAACAAAUGUACAAUCUCAAGAUGAUGGCAACCAAUCUCCAUGGAAAAGAAUAGGAAAUAUUGAAAAUGAACACAAAGUCUCAACAUCUAAUUUAGAAGUUUUGCCUGUUCAAAAAGAAAUAAAUCACAAUUUUCAAGCUACUGAUUACAUUCAACAACAAAAUAAUGACCAUCUUCAGAACAAGGACAGUGAGGGUUCAGAAGACCAUAAUCAAAACAUCAAUAUUUCAACAACACCUGAAACAGUUACUGAAAAACCUGGCUUUUGGAAAUCAGUAGGAAGUAAAUUAAAUAAUGUUUAUUCUUGGUUCAGUAGCAGUUAAGAAUAUAAUUGAAGUGUGUGUUGUAAAAUGUA